Acanthopagrus latus (yellowfin seabream) is the source of this 1039-nucleotide messenger RNA. RefSeq names its product charged multivesicular body protein 6-like. Bases 179 to 802 code for a protein of 207 amino acids. The transcript is spliced from 8 exons. The record is from RefSeq and is a predicted model, not a curated record. Gene Ontology annotation, biological process: vesicle budding from membrane; late endosome to vacuole transport via multivesicular body sorting pathway. NCBI's taxonomy places the organism in Eukaryota, Metazoa, Chordata, Actinopteri, Spariformes, Sparidae. Gene Ontology annotation, cellular component: multivesicular body; ESCRT III complex.
GAGCCGACUGAAUGUCCCGCCCCGCUUGCCGUAGGAAACACGGAAAAACUGUGGACAUGGUGGUGUUCGGUUAGCUUGCUAGCCAUCUCAGGCUGUUUACUAGCAUGGCAAAAUGUUCGGUAAACAGUGAUAUUUUGUCUGUUGACGAAGGGGGACGUGGAGGGGAUGUGGCUAAAUAAUGGGCAACGUUUUUGGGAGAAAGAGCCGACCUUCGCGUGUAACGGAACAAGACAAAGCCAUUUUGCAACUGAAGCAGCAGAGGGAUAAACUGAAGCAAUAUCAGAAGAGAAUCACCCUGCAGCUGGAGAAGGAAAGACAUCUGGCAAAGCAGCUGCUAAAAGAUGGCAGGAAAGAAAAGGCGCUGCUGCUUCUCAAGAAGAAACGCUACCAGGAUCAGCUUCUAGACAAGACUGAAAAUCAGAUUUCAAACCUAGAGCGCAUGGUUCAAGAUAUCGAAUUCAUGCAAAUUGAGAUGAAAGUCAUCGAGGGGCUCAAAGUUGGCAACGACUGUCUGAAGAGCAUGCACGAGAUCAUGUCUAUUGAAGAUGUGGAGCGAAUCCUGGAUGAGACCCAGGAGUCAAUUGAAUAUCAAAAGCAAAUCGACGAGCUGCUGGCCGGAGCCCUGACGCAGGAGGACGAGGACGCUGUUUUAGCAGAGCUGGAAGCCAUCACUCAGGGAGACGAUGUAGCACUGCCAGAGGUCCCCGCCGAGCCAAUACCAGAGGUCCCAGAGGCAGCGAAAGCAGAACCAGAGAGGAGAGAAGCAAAGAACAAGCCAGACAGAGAGAUGUUGGCAGCCUGACACACUGAAUUAAGAGUCUUUGUACUGAUUCUGUUCAUUUCAGCAUUUCAUUUUUAACUGUUAGUCAAUGAAGGUGAGACCUGCAGACGUCAGAGCACCUUCACACAUUUCACAGGAUCGGCACUGCGUCUGUAUCUACCGUGUCGGACUCGGUGUAACAGAACGAACGAGCUUUUUAGAUGUUUUACACAUGAACUUGGGUUGUUUUCCAGAGUAAACUGAGCUGUGGCAACAAUA